This is a messenger RNA of Amphibalanus amphitrite, 789 nucleotides long. Its product is annotated as serine-aspartate repeat-containing protein C-like. The record is from RefSeq and is a predicted model, not a curated record. The coding region runs from base 31 to 789 and encodes 252 amino acids. The transcript has 3 exons. Lineage: Eukaryota; Metazoa; Arthropoda; Thecostraca; Balanomorpha; Balanidae. Gene Ontology annotation, cellular component: extracellular matrix.
UUAGCAUCUGUCACAGCAUCAGCCUCCAAGAUGAAGCCGUUCCUGUUGCUGGUCGUCCUGCUGGUCGUCGCCUGCCUCUUCACCGUCGUCUCUGCCGGUACGCGGGCGCGCGCUUCAGCCACCGAGGACGACGAGAGCUACAAGGCACACAGCUUCGAGUAUGAGGUGGACCACGGAGCGACCAAGUUCGGCAGGAAGCACCAGGGUGACGAGGAGGGUGACCAGGAGGGCACCUACCGCGUGGCGCUGCCGGACGGACGUGUGCAGACGGUGCGGUACCUGGCCGACCCCGAGGACGGCUACAAGGCCGAGGUGACCUUCGAGGGCGAGGCGAAGUUUCCCGACACGCCGCGCUAUGGGGAGGAGGCAGAGGACUCUGACUCCGAGGAGGACUCCGAUGAGGACAGCGACGACGACUCGGAGGAGGACAGCUCUGAUGAUGAUUCCGACUCUGAUUCCGACUCCGACUCCGACUCCGAUUCUGAGGAUGAGGAUGACGAUGAUGAUGAGGAUGAGGAAGAGGAAGAUGGCGAAGAAGACGAGCCCGCUGCGGAAGUGGCAGCAGGAGGUGAGGACCCUGCUGAGCGCCUCUCAGACAAGCCGCUGCCGGGUUACGUGCCCGUGUUUGCGUACCGACCGAUUCUGAACUUCCGCGAGGCCCCGGCCGCUGGCUAUUCUGAGGGGUUGGAGGCGAGCUCGGGACUGCCAGUCCUCUCCGCUGACGCUCCCACCAACCAGAUCAAGACCAAGACGCGAAAGGGGAGCAAGGGCAAGAAAGCACAAUCGUAG